Bacillus rossius redtenbacheri is the source of this 5584-nucleotide messenger RNA. RefSeq names its product glutamate-gated chloride channel (gene pHCl-1). Lineage: Eukaryota; Metazoa; Arthropoda; Insecta; Phasmatodea; Bacillidae. Gene Ontology annotation, biological process: nervous system process; chloride transmembrane transport; chemical synaptic transmission. The record is from RefSeq and is a predicted model, not a curated record. Gene Ontology annotation, molecular function: chloride channel activity; transmitter-gated monoatomic ion channel activity involved in regulation of postsynaptic membrane potential; transmembrane signaling receptor activity. The coding region runs from base 294 to 1742 and encodes 482 amino acids. Gene Ontology annotation, cellular component: synapse; plasma membrane; neuron projection. The transcript has 16 exons.
AGUCGCGUCCGCGCCGGCGGGCAGUGCAGAUGUCUGGCGAGCGCGCCGAGCGAUACCGUCCGCCGCUACCGCCUGCUCGCCGUCUAAAUGGUGUCGCGCUCGGCCGCCAGGUGACGCCACAGGUAAAAAUGGAACACCGUUUUUCACCAUGCUAAGGACAGCAUAUCCUGCAACUACAGACUGCAGAGCUGGCACAAUGGUGAUGCCUGACCUCCCCGGCUGUUUCUAAGGCUUCAAGCUUCUCGGGCUCGCCACCAGGAGCACUGAAAGGCGUCCCGGAAAGAUGUCCUAACAUGGGUGUGCCCUGGGAGCUGGUCCAAGUCGCCGCCCUGGUGGUCGUAGCUGCGUGGCGCGUCGGCGGCUCAGACUUCAUGUACGAGAACAAGUCGGACAAGGAGAUCCUGGACGACCUGCUGGUGCGAGAGCGCUACGACAAGCGGCUACGCCCGACGGUGGACGAUGCGGACUUCUGCUGCGGCAUGACGUCACCGUCCGACGUCCGCGUCGUGGACUACCUGAAGCCGCGGGCCCCCGGCGCUCUGGUGGUGAACGUCAGCGUGCUGCUGUUGAGCUUGGCUUCGCCCGACGAGUCCAGUUUGAAGUACGAGGUGGAGUUCCUGCUGCAGCAGCAGUGGUACGACCCGCGGCUCACCUACUCCAACAAGAGCCGCUACGACUUCCUGAACGCCAUCCACCACCACGAGGAAGUGUGGCUGCCGGACACCUACUUCAUCAUGCACGGCGACUUCAAGGAGCCGCUCAUCCCCAUGCACUUCGCGCUCAAGAUCUACCGCAACGGCACCAUCAACUACCUCAUGAGGCGGCACCUUAUCCUGUCUUGUCAAGGAUCUCUCAACAUCUUUCCAUUCGACGACCCUCUGUGCAGCUUCUCGAUGGAAAGCAUAUCGUACGAGAAGCCCGCCAUCAGCUACGUGUGGAAGAACGACGAGGACACCCUGCGGAAGUCGCCGAGCCUCAAGACGCAGAACGCCUACUUGAUCCAGAACCAGACCGUCACGUGCUCCGCCACCAGCUGGCGAGGUAACUACAGCUGCCUGAGGGUUGAUCUCAUCUUCACGAGGGAUCGGUCGUUCUACUUUACAACCGUGUUCAUACCAGGGAUCAUCCUGGUGACGUCGUCGUUCAUCACAUUCUGGCUCGAGUGGAAUGCCGUGCCUGCGCGUGUCAUGAUUGGCGUGACGACGAUGCUGAAUUUCUUCACGACGUCGAACGGCUUUCGCGGCACGCUGCCCGUCGUCUCGAACCUCACGGCCAUGAACGUGUGGGACGGCGUGUGCAUGUGCUUCAUCUACGCCAGCCUGCUGGAGUUCGUGUGCGUCAACUACGUGGGCCGCAAGCGACCGCUGCACAACGUCGUCUACCGGCCGGGCGAGAAUCCCGUCACGCAGCGACUACCGGCUGUUCUCAGCAGGCUAGGCAUAAUAAUGGCUGGACCACUGGUAUGCACCAGAAAUAUGGGAUCAGACAGUGAACUCGUCACACUCUUGGGCGACAAGAACAAGCGUGACACUCUGGGAGCGAAUGAGAUAGUCACCUGCACCAACUGUGGUCCCAACCCGUGCACCCACUCGGCCAACAACGGCUGUGCCACAGAGGUGCGUAAGAAAGAGCCGCCUCACCCUAUCCGAGUGGCGAAGACUAUCGACGUCAUAGCACGUAUUACGUUCCCAUGUGCGUAUGCCGUGUUUCUGAUCUUCUUCUUCAUACAUUACAACAUCUGAGACAAACUUCAAGAAUACGAACGCUCAGUGUAAUAAUGUGGUUCUGGGCGACUGUAUCAGAGAAAAAAAAAAAAAAAAGAACUCACAUCGAAGAUGACUGAGAAAGUGACAGUUUUUCACCUUUUUUCGACCAAAGAAUUGUGUGUUUGUGUAAUUGUUUUUACAACUUUUUAAAUUCUAAAUAUCAAGAAUAUUGUGUAUGACUGGUGACCGGUAAUUCCUAAAAAAAAAAAAACGUGGAGCUCUCUUGAGCUUAAAGAAAAUUCGUAAGUGCUUAGUGCUUUCUGCGGCAUGGGAUAAAUGUGCUAGUCAUCAAGAGAAAAAAAAGAUGCACCAAAAGGUUAUGUACUCGAGUAUAGUAUAUUUACGUGUAUUGCUUGUAAGAGAGCUUUUAUACCAGUGCGGGAGAAAGUAAGUAUUGGCAUAAUGCAAAUUAGUGUGUUUUAAAAACUCUCACAAAACAAUCGUUAAACUUAAACGUCCAUGUACUAGAUGCACUUAUUUCUAACAGCAAUAUAUUUUAAUUAAAAUUACCUUAUAAAACAAAAUUUCUAAAUUUUAUUAAAAUUCUUUAAAUUUAAUUUCUGGUUUGCAAUUGAAACUAAAUUCAAUAAAAUUUGUUGGGUUUAAACCGAGGAAAUGCUUAUAUAUGCUAAACUCAUGAGUGCUUAUAAAUGGAAAGAAUGAUCAAUACUCUAAGUAUAUUCCUUACUAAAAUUAAAUAUACAUAGCUUAUGGUUAACAGAUGAGUUAUUAGAAGAAAAAUGUAUAUUUUUAAAUAUAUCCUGUAAACUUUAAAAUAAAUUGAGUUUGGAACAUAAAUUUGGAAAAGUGAGUAUGUUUAUAAUAAUGUUAGAAUAAAAACGUUUAUUUUAAUACUACGCGAUGAAUCUAUUAAAAAUACUCUUAGUUUACGUUAAUUUCCAUCUAAAACAUAAUAAUGGCAACCAUAAUUGGGUUUUUUAAGAACUCUUAUUUUUUUACUAAACAUCGAAUGAAACAUAGUAUUUAGGCAUAAGUCACAUUUUAUUUGUAGCACUGCCUGUCGUCUUAAGUAUGGGUCAGUUUUGGUGAUGUAAUAAAGCGUCCCCGUACAAUAUGUUAUCAUUAUUAUAAUUUUUUAUAUCCAUACAAAUUUUUUUUUGUAAAAGAUAGCUAGUACUUCUAGAGAAUUAAAUUAUGGAAACAAUAACGAUAGAAACGCGGCACAUACAUGGUAACGAAAAAUUUCAUGGCUCAAUCUGCAUCUUAAACUAGAUAACUACAAGUAAUCAUGUACGUCGUGCCUUAAAUGUUAAGGUAUGGCUUAAACUAACGGUUAAAUAAGAUAAGUUGAUAGCAGUAGUUAUAAAGUUAUAAGAAGAAUAAGCAAAUAUUAGAGAUUCAGACCAAUAAAUAUUUUUAAUUGCAUUCGGUUUUAAAAGAAAGCAGUCUGUAAAAUAAUUUAGUGAAAAUUGGAUAACUGUGUAAGAAAAUAUAGUAAACGAAAUUUUUUCAAAAGUUAUGAAGAAACCGUUUUUGGCGUAACAACGUCUAAUAAAUCGAUGAACGCCAGCUGCACGCACGAAAAAAUGUCCCGUUACGCAUAUUGUCCCGUUACGCACAUUGUACGCUUGCGCCGCAUCUAUCUCUCUUCCACUCGAUUGGAACAACCAUCGAUUUGACUUUUUCGAGGCACAUUAAACUUGAAACACUCCCAUUCGUUUCCUACUUUUUCUAUCAUCGUCCUAUCCUUAAAAUAAUAACACAGAUUGGAAGAAGUUAAAUAGCAAGCAACAAUAAAAGUUAUAGUCAAAAUAAUCUCUUCGUUAAAGUAAUAAUAACAUAUAUGAAUUAAUGAGUGCAAAUAAAAGUAAAUUUAUCAAUUAAAUUGUAGAUUUCAUUUCACUCCUUCUUUGUAUCCAUACAAAUUAGUUAUAAUUCAAUAAAUUGAUUCAAUUUUAUUCAUAAAAGUAUGCAAUCAUUUCAUCAAUGUUUUGUUAUGACGUUGUCACGUUAAACUAUCGUCCAUAAACCGACUUUACAGACAGCCAAUUUUUUUUAAUGGUUAAUAUAGGCAAUUUAAGUCAUUUGGUUUGUAAGAUGUGGUUUGAGCUUCGAAGACUGUGUGCACUUCCUUCGCAAACUGGCCAUGAUUCCUAGUGCGUCACGCAAAUGUGCCGAGAGUACUGGCUUGGUACCUUGUCUCGACAUACCUCAAAUUCAUUAGUACCGAUUACAAGUUUACAAAUGUCUCAGAGCAACGUUUCAAUAAUAUUGUUUAGUAAGUCAUCUAUGCUGCACGUACGUGAUGUUUUUUUUAUAAAAAACUUUUAAUUUUCAGAUGUAAACUGCUGAUUAAAGUUCUACACAUUUGAGUGCAUAAACAAUUUUUGUUACAAAAUACGGGUAAAGACAUGAAACCGAAUGUCUUAGAGCUAAAAACUCAAAAAAUGUUACAAUAUUUUCAAAAGUAUCGAGAAAUAACUUACGAACAAAUACGAAACGGGCAAAACCAGUAAAAUCCCGAUGAAUCAUACUUUGUUAUUAGAAAUCAGUCCAUUCUCAAAUUUUGUGAUAUAAAUAUUCUUCUAGUCAUGAAGUCCAAAGAUAUAACAAAACUUUCACCGGCCGAGUGAGAAAUAUUUAUUGUUCAAUUACUCUAACAUUGAGCGGUAAAAAUUAUGAGAGCAAUAUUUAAUUUUAUAACCACGUGUGUAUAUUUAUAUGUACGCAAAUAUUGUUGUAAGCCUUCAAAUUCACACAUGACAUGGGUUUCCUUGAAGAAAAAAGUAUAUAUAUAAACUUAAUCGGGAAUGUGGACUGGACAUUUAAUUUACUCAUUGAAAUAGGUAGCAAAAUUAUUAUUCACAUGGAUAGUAAAUUUAAUUAUUACUUACUAAACUUAUCCAUAUAUUAGCCUGUGUUCAUUAUCUCUAACAGCAACUUAUCUUAUGGAACUUGUGUUAAGUGUGACAUUAGAUACUAAUGAACAAUUUUGUACUAAAUACACACUAUUUUCUCUGUAUCUGUCUGUGAUACUGACUUCUCAAUUCCUAUCGAUUUCAUUUUCCUGUAAAAGUGUUGUAAGUCGAUUCCAGUGGAAAGUGUGUAAUUAUUUGUAAAAAAAAAUGUGUAUAGUUAUUAGUGAAGGACUAUCACUUAAGUUGUUCGUUAUUUGUAUUUCUGAGUAACUUUAAUUAAAUUGAAAAAACAGAUACUCAUUCGCUAAUGAUAUUUUUGUUUAGUAGUUAAGUAUUGUCUUAUAAACAGUAGGAAAUUGAGAGUAAUUGUUUUCCUCCCGAGUUGUUAUUUUCAUGCGAAAAUAAGACAUUUUUAAGUUUCACAGGUCGAAUAGAAUUGGUGAUAAGAGAUUUAUAUAAAUUUCGUUUAAAUGACUUACGUAAGAUCAUUUCUUGAAUUAGCUCAUUUUAUUAAAAAUAAAUAAAGAUUCUAUUGUGAUAUUACCAUUUUAUUAAAUAAGGAAUCAGUUAAUCCCAGAAAAUCCCAGUUAAGAAAUAAUUUUUUUUUUCCUUGAUGUGUUUACUUCUAACUCCUACGGCUUACUGUGUCUUUUAAUUGGCAAAAUAUGAAAAAUAACAACUCUAAUUCGCCAAAUAUUCGUACAUUCUUUCGUUCCUUCCUAUCUUCCAUGCACGCAUUUAAUUUUUUUAAACUAAAAACAGACAGUUUCCGCUGAAGAUAAUAUUUAAUUUUUUUCUGUUACCAUAAAUGCAAUUCUGUCGUUUUGUAUUUAUGGAAAGACUAUUUAAAUACUCCGUGUUUUACGGAUUUGAAAAAAGUUAUUUUUGUAUCCCAAAACUAUAGUUUUAAAAACAAAGUUGAUACAUUUAUAUGUUUUG